AUGAUGGAAUCUGGUCUGCCGCCAUCCGCAGAGCCUCCACACAUCAACAGCAGCAGCUUCGUCAACCACAGCAACAGCAGCUGGAGCAGCCUUCCUGGUGGAGACUGGCUGAGGAGCAAUCACACCCUGACCCUGAAUGACCACAUCCACAACGCCCUGCUGGGGGUCUUCCUGGGACUCCUGUCACUGCUCACCGUCAUCAUGAACCUGCUCGUACUUUACGCUGUGAAGAAAGAGAAGAGCCUCCACACUGUGGGCAACCUCUACAUCGUCAGCCUGUCGGUGGCCGAUCUGAUCGUAGGCUCCACAGUUAUGCCUUUGAACCUUGUGUAUUUGUUGGAGGACGAGUGGAAGCUUGGACGGGCCGUCUGCCAGUUCUGGCUGAUAAUGGACUACGUGGCAAGCACAGCCUCCAUUUUUAGCUUGUUUAUCCUGUGUUUGGACAGGUACCGCUCAGUCAGACAGCCGCUGAAAUACCUGAAAUAUCGAACGCGGGGAAAAGCUAGCGUGAUGAUCUGUGGAGCCUGGCUGCUGUCGAUGAUGUGGAUUAUUCCUAUUUUGGGGUGGAGGUCUUUCACCCACGUGGACCUUAAGCCUGAGGAGGAGAACAAGUGUGACACAGACUUUCGUUUUGUCACGUGGUUUAAGGUCAUCACUGCAGUUUUCAACUUCUACGUGCCCUUGGUCUUGAUGCUGUGGUUCUACACACACAUCUACUUGGCAGUGAGGCAACAUCUCAGGGACAGAGAGCGAAUCAUUCAUCCCACCGAUUCAUUUGCAGAAAAUGAGAACGGUCGAAAUGCUCAAAGCCCUGAGAAAAAUGACUCCAAAUCACACAAGAGGGAAAGCGAGGCUCCAGUGAAACUAUCUAAAAAACAUCGACUGCUGGACCAGAACACGCUCGAUCAGACGUAUUCCCUUGAGGAAGCUGAGAAAACCAAAACCGCUCCCUCGAGAGCUCACAGAAAAAUUGGUGUUAAAUGCCAACAGACGUCAUUACUUACGAUGACAACAAAACGACUGAGGAGGGCACGAAAGGCUAAAAGCUGCUCCUUGUCUCCUGAGAAGCAGACAGAUGCUGACAUCCCCCUGAGUCAAGCGUCCGGGCCGCCGGACGCCGUCUGCUCAGGGCCCAACAAUGACAGCAAACUCCAGGCAUCCUUAAAUGAAUGUCACGUCACAGUGCCGAACUCUGUGAGCAGAGUCUGUGACAUCAGUCAGGUAACAGACGUGCAGAGAUACACGUCUGUGCUGUACAACAACUAUGACCCCAGCCAGCCUCCGCCGUGGCCCGAGGAAGGCGGAGAAAACGCCACCUUAGAUCCAGAUAACGCAGUGACUCUGAGACAGGCGUGGCAAAGGUUUAUUGACCAGUCGCGCCAGCGUAUCCGAAGUCUGAGGAUCCGUAAGGAGCACAAAGCUGCCAAGCAGUUGGGCUUCAUCAUCGCUGUGUUCUUGUUGUGUUGGAUACCUUACUUUAUCGCUUUCAUGGUCAUGGCCUUCUGCAGAGAGUGUGUGCACCAUGACCUCCACAUGUUCACCAUCUGGCUCGGGUACGUGAACUCCACUCUCAACCCUUUCAUAUACCCACUCUGCAACGGAAACUUCAAACGGGUCUUCAAAAAUAUUCUUAAGAUUCGUUUGUGA
Messenger RNA from Stegastes partitus (bicolor damselfish), 1647 nucleotides. RefSeq names its product histamine receptor H1 (gene hrh1). Gene Ontology annotation, biological process: adenylate cyclase-activating adrenergic receptor signaling pathway; positive regulation of MAPK cascade. Gene Ontology annotation, molecular function: G protein-coupled acetylcholine receptor activity. The record is from RefSeq and is a predicted model, not a curated record. The transcript has a single exon. Bases 1 to 1647 code for a protein of 548 amino acids. Gene Ontology annotation, cellular component: plasma membrane. NCBI's taxonomy places the organism in Eukaryota, Metazoa, Chordata, Actinopteri, Pomacentridae.